AUGCAGUAUCUCUCCAGCAUCUCUCAAGACCCGCGGCGAAAGUGGGACAGAUCGUUGCAGCUUCUUGGUGAGGUAUUGAGUGUGGGAGGCUCUGGCAAUGGAGACGACGGGUCCGAGGUCGAUCUGUCUAUGGCAUCAUGGGGCGAGCAGUGGGAUCGGCUCGAGAAGAAGAUGGAGGCGGCGCAGGCAAGCGGAGCCCAGAACGACGAACUUGUGACGCAGCAGCUCCAGCAGCAGCUGUGGAGGGUGUCGACGCUGCUGGAGGAGAUGCGGCAACACCCGGCGGGUUCGGUAGGAGCAUCGGGGUCAGCAUUGACGUCGGCGUCGACUAGCUGGGGCGGCAAUGGUGCGCGUGAAGACGGUUGGUGGUUGUAUCGUAAACUGGUGUGCGUUUUGGAUGGACCGCGGGCCUUUGCAGGCUGGAUAUGGUCGUGGAUGACGGGAGAUUCGAGACGCAAGCAUUCGUCAUUGUGGAGGACGGUGUACGACCGGGCCAGGGCGUUGGUCGAGGCCAUCGACAAGGCGGUAGAAGCGAACGAGCUAUCGAUGGAGGUCGUGAUGGGCGUACGUCGCGAGUGCAUGGGCGAGGUCGUCGAGCAGGUGUGCGGCAUGGUUGCCGUGUUUCAAAAAGCCGUUGUGCUAGAGGACAGGACGACGCGAGGAGAGGGAGGAGGAGGAGGAGGAGCAGAGGAGGAGAAAGAAGAAGACGAAGACGAAGAAGCAGCAGAAGAAGGACAAGGGCAAUCGACGGUGGGCCGGCGACGACAACGACACGGCCGGAUCCACGGAACCGCCGUCCAUAGAGGCAUCGGGGGCGUCGGGGGCGUCGCUGGAGGCGCUGAUGACGGGCGUGCGAGAGCUGAGCGAGGCGGCGCAACAGCUGCGGGGUUGGCAGGCGGCAAGCUCGCAACUAUGCAGGCACGGCCAUUUGACAUCCGGCGCCCUGGACGCGUGGGAGGCGUCUCUGAGGUUGGGCAAGAGGCAGCUGCGGUCGCUGUACGCGCGUGUGGUCGACCUGCGCGUGGUGCAGCUGGAGUCGGUGGCGUGCUCCGUCCGAUAACGAGGCGGUCCGCGUCGAGGGCGAGCUGCGGCAGGUCGGCGAAGCGUACUCGACGGGGAAGUCAUGAACGGAACAAGGCCGGCGGGCCUAAGGCAACAGGCGUUUGCGGCUUUGCUUGCUUGUCGGGAUUUGGUCUUCCGACAGGCAGGCAGGCUGGCGGGCGGGUGAGCAUGACAACAUUGCAAGUACUCGCACAUUAUUGCUUUGGGUGCUGGAUGAAAGAGUUGGCCAAGUCAGCAGCGUGCGUCAGAAGACAAAAUCAAUACUGGAAGUGGUUUGCUGUACGGCUUACUCGUUCCCGGACCGAGACUGGCGUAGCACGAUACGAUGACAGCCAGCAGACACAGAAAACCAAGCCGGGCGAUGGUUGCUGGGGCGUUCCUCCGGGGGUGGGAGAGAGCCCUAGGUCAUUGGACGACGAUGGUGGAUGGAUCCGGCGGCGUCCGUCUCUGUUUGUCGGGGAGGCAUGGUAUACGUAA
Molecule: messenger RNA, 1539 nt
Organism: Colletotrichum higginsianum IMI 349063
Lineage: Eukaryota; Fungi; Ascomycota; Sordariomycetes; Glomerellales; Glomerellaceae
Exons: 3
Coding region: 1-1539 (512 amino acids)
Source: RefSeq, a predicted model, not a curated record